This is a messenger RNA of Purpureocillium lilacinum, 354 nucleotides long. RefSeq lists its product as uncharacterized. Lineage: Eukaryota; Fungi; Ascomycota; Sordariomycetes; Hypocreales; Ophiocordycipitaceae. The record is from RefSeq and is a predicted model, not a curated record.
AUGGCCAACAGGCACGCUCUGACAACAGGUCACAAGGAGUUCCUUUGCAUCAUACCAGACAAGCCAAAUGUAUCCGAUCUUCGUAAGAGCGUCAAGGGAGCGCACUACGAGGGCAUCAAGCCUCUGAUUUCGUCCGGUCGGCUGGUUGCGGGAGGUGCGAUGGUUGAGUCGCACCCCGACAAGGACGAACUUCCGGCGUUCAAGGGCAGUGCCGUCGUGUAUACCGGAGAGAGCAUCGAGGAAGUGCGCGCGAUUAUCCACAGCGAUAUAUACGCAAAAAGCGGCGUGUGGGAUUUAGAGAAGGCCCAGAUCAUACCCUACAUUCCAGCAGUGCGGGCACCACUUUCAUCUUGA